Messenger RNA from Anthonomus grandis grandis, 2103 nucleotides. RefSeq names its product esterase E4-like. The transcript is spliced from 11 exons. Bases 167 to 1873 code for a protein of 568 amino acids. Lineage: Eukaryota; Metazoa; Arthropoda; Insecta; Coleoptera; Curculionidae. The record is from RefSeq and is a predicted model, not a curated record.
UUAUUUAAUCAAAAUUUAACUAGUUUAUUUGCUAAACGCCCCGUCCGUUUUCUGAGUCUAUAUAAACCAGCGAAAAUUUGGGGAGCAAGUCACAGUGCCGGUUUUUUUCGCAAACUGGCCCAUUAAUAAUGUAAUAAAAAAAUUGAGUGCUCAAAUAAAAGCAGAAAUGUAUCGUACAAUUUUCCUACUAGCGUCUCUUUGGAUGAUAGUGCAAAGUUACCCGAAUCCAGAUACAAAUGCGGCUCCUAAGAAUGAUGAAUUUCCUAUAGUGACCACACCACUGGGUCAAUAUCAAGGUUCGACAAUUUUAUCUAGACUGAGAAAACCGAUUUAUUCAUUUAGGGGUAUCAGAUAUGCUAAGGCGCCUGUCCAAGACCUCCGAUUCCAACCUCCAGUUCCUAUAGAGAAACACGAAGGAGUCUUCAAUGCCACUGUUGAUGCUCCAUUGUGUCCUCAACCUACCUCAGAUCCAGUGUCUGAAGACUGUUUAUUCCUCAACGUUUAUAGCAAUAAAUUACCCAAAGGAACUGACAAAGUAAAACGUCCAGUGAUAGUGUACAUUCACGCUGGCGGUUUUUAUAGUGUUGGUGGAGCUAGUUAUUGGGCAGGUCCGCAUUACCUGCUGGACCAGGAUGUUGUCUUGGUUACCUUUAAUUACAGAUUGGGAACGCUAGGUUUUCUGGCAACUGGUGAAAAGGAUGCUCCAGGAAACAAUGGUCUAAAAGACCAGGUUCAGGUACUGAAGUGGAUUAAACAAAACAUUGAGGCUUUUGGUGGUGAUCCCAACUCUGUUACUAUCAUGGGUUAUAGUGCAGGUGCCAUGAGUGUGGUUUUGCAUAUGGUAUCGCCUAUGUCUGUAGGUCUUUUCCAUAAAGCAGUUGCUAUGAGCGGUUCCCCAACCUCCCAAUGGACCAUCGGUCAUGAGCAACUUGAAUUAGCCAAGAAACAAGCCAAAUUCUUGGGUUGUCCCGAUGAUACUGCUGCUAACAUCAUCAAAUGCCUAAAAACAAAACCGGCUAACGAUUUGGGUCAAAGCUUACCCAAAUUCCAGGAAUUUGGCACUGACCCUGUCAUGAUUUGGACCCCGGUGAUGGAAAAGGAUUUCGGGCAACCCCGGUUUUUGACAGCUCACCCCAUAACCUUAAUUCAAAAUGGCGAGUUCCAGAAGGUGCCUUUUAUUACUGGUGUCACGACGGAUGAGUUUGCCCAGAAGGCAUUUUUGGUGGUUAACAAUGAGACGCUUUUGAAACAGCUAAAUGAAAAAUGGGAGGAUACUGCUCCAAUUCCAUUUUUAUAUGAGAGAAAAACCGAUAAUUCGAAAACAAUCAGUAAAACCUUGAAAAAAAUCUAUUUCGAUGAUAAACCCAUUGACAAAAGUAACCUUGCUAAACUGGGAGAGUUGUAUGCAGACUCAGUUAUCGGUUUUGGUGUAAACAGAGCUGUGAAAUUGAUAAGCGAAAAAAACAAUGCUUCCACCUUCUAUUACAAGUUUAGUUACCAGGGGAGGUACAGUCAUUUUUACACGCCUGACAGCAAUGGCACCAAGCCAUAUGGGGUGGUGCAUCAUGACGACCUAAUUUAUCUUUUUUACAUCUCUAAACUGUUUCCACUAUUCAAAGAAAAUUCUCCUAAGGAGGUUGAGAUGGUGACUAAACUUACAAUCCUUUAUGCAAACUUUGCUAAAUUUGGUACGCCCAUCCCCACACCAAAUGACAGAUUGGAUAACAUCAAAUGGGAACCGUACACUCCAAAAAAUCAAAAAUACCUGGAUAUUGGGAACAAAUUAACUCUACAAGAGAAGCUGUUUGAGAAACGUUACGCUGAAUGGGAAAAACUUUUCCCAUUGGACAAAUAUGCUAAGAUUAAAGUUUAAAGGCUGAUUUUCCGGAAACUACGACCCAUGGCAAUGUACAACGGACUAAGGAAUAAUUUUAGUAGUAGAAUAACGAGCAAUGAAAUAAAAAAUACAAAAAAAAUACUUAAUUAUCAUACAAGACAGCCGAAUUAUUUAUUCUUAUUGGGCCCAGUGUAUAUAUUGUUUGUACCAUGUGUGUGAAUAUUCAAAUAUAUUUGUACUAAUAAAAACUAUUUUUUUAUUAUGAA